Molecule: messenger RNA, 2849 nt
Organism: Zea mays
Lineage: Eukaryota; Viridiplantae; Streptophyta; Magnoliopsida; Poales; Poaceae
Product: Ribosomal protein S24/S35 mitochondrial
Exons: 5
Coding region: 151-1344 (397 amino acids)
Biological process (GO): mitochondrial translation
Cellular component (GO): mitochondrial small ribosomal subunit
Molecular function (GO): structural constituent of ribosome
Source: RefSeq, a predicted model, not a curated record
CACUUUUAACCGAAGGCCUAAAGGCUGGUUAUAGUUCCGACCGCCAUCUGGGCCCAACGACAAACCCUAAACCCUUUUCCUCCAAAUUCACGCGAGCUCCAAUCUGUGUGGGUCUCCGUCGUCGUCUCUCUCCUCCCGGCCGCCGGCGCGAUGAGGCGGUUGCUCGGCCACCUACACCCCCAUGCCCAGAGCCUCUUCGCUUCCCUGCCUCGCAAACCGUCCAUCGCCACCAAGCUCCCCUUCCUCCUCUCCCGCCGCCUCCUUUCCGAUGCCGCCUCGCCUCCUGCCCCCUCGCUGCCGCCUCCUCCCCCGCCCUCUGCCGACGUCACGAACACAGAGUUGAAGAAGAGGUUGGAGACUUACUAUGGGGUGGAUGAAGAGGCUGAAUUACCAUCUGUCGCUAAGGCUGUUCUUGAGCGGAAUCUCACGGGUGCCCAUAGUGAGACUGAUGAUGACCUUAUUGAGGAGCUGCGUAGUAAGCCACUCCCUGAAGUCCAUGACCGGGACUUUGAGUCUGAUUUUGAGGAGAUGCAUGAUACUGAUGAGGAGCUGAAUGACCUGUACAAUACAAGGGAGUAUGUUGAGAAGAAGAUCAAGAGUGAUGAGUUCUUUAACAUGGAUGACACAAAGUGGGAUGCCAUGAUCAAGGAGGCCACAGACAAGGGUCACUUAACUAACAUGAAGGAGUGCGAGGAAAUCCUCGAGGACAUGCUCUACUGGGACAAGCUACUUCCUGAUGAGAUCAAGCAAAAGGUGGAGACCAAAUUUAAUGAGUUGGGAGACAUGUGUGAGAGGGGAGAGAUGGAACCUGAGCAAGCAUAUGAGAUGUUCAAAGAAUUUGAGGAUAAGAUGGUCGCUGAGUGCACUGAAUUAAUUGAAUCAAAGAUGCCAACUGACGCUGAUGAACUGACUGAAUCAGGAGGUAAGAAAGUUGAGUUAGAUGAUCUACCUGGCGAGGGACCUGUUCUAAGGUGGGAAUCACGGAUUGUAUUUGUUCCUAGUGGAGAUGCAUAUCAUCCCAAAAACAGAAAAGUCAAGCUCAGUGUGACUGUGAAGGAAUUGGGACUUUCACGACAUGCUUUCCGUCGGUUGCGUGAGGUUGUUGGAAAGAGGUAUAAUUCUGGGAAAGAUGAGCUCACAAUAAUCAGUGAAAGGUUUGAACACCGGGAAGAGAACAGAAAAGACUGCUUGAGGACACUGUAUACUCUAAUAAAAGACGCAAUGAAAGCUGACAAACUUGUUGAGGAUGCCAGGAAUUCUUAUGUUAAAGGAAGACUUAAGGCUAAUCCACAAUUUAUGGAGCGAUUGAAGAGGAAGACAGAUAAGUUGAUGGCAGCUGCAUAAGGGUCAUUCUUAGUCAUAAAUAUAUGUUGAGCAUCUCGAAUAACAAUGUCAACACACAUCCCCAGCCUAUGCCUUUUUGGAAAUCUUUUGCUGCUUUCCUAAAUUGAAGAUGCUUAAUUUCCAUAGUUUGCUGAGGAAAGUAGCUACUGAGGUGUAAAUUUUGGAGUCAAUAUGUCGCUUCUUCUGAAGUCACAGAAUCAUGCUGGCAGGACUGGAAUCUAAUCUCAACCUUGUGAUCUGUACAAUUGAUUCAUUUAAAGGGUAAUUUCUGCCUUGUUUAGAUAACUUAAAGUCUGUACGUUCUCUAUGGUAAUUAUCAUGCCAAGUUAGCUACUUACGAUGUGCUCUGUAGUGUAUGCGGGAGUAUGUUUGAUGCAAGAACUAUGAGCCAUCCAUCAGGCAUGAGCAGGACCACCACGGUCCUCACCGUGUCCUCCUACAGCGGCUCCUACAGCGGCGUGGCGGCGGCAAACACCGUGGAUGACUUGUGCGACAUGAUCCGUGGCUUCGUGGACGUGUGCGUCGCGGCUACGGUCCGUGCCUAGCGCGGCCAGUCUGUGGACAGGCACGGUCACCUCCUAAUGGUUGCAGACAUGGCGGUCGCGAGCAGGACGUCGCCCGCGAGGAUGGCACGGCGCGAGGACAAGGGAGGGGACCUUCCCAGUUCCUCUCGAUUCUUCCCAUUUCUUCUCAAAAAAUUAAAGAUUGUCCACAUGCCACGCUGGAGCAGGGGCAGAUUUGGGUUCCGGGCCACCUGGGCCGUGGCCCGAGUCGUGGCCCAAAUAUCCACUUAUACUUAGGUUUUUUCAGCCCAACCAUUUAUCCUUCCUCUCCACUUGAAGCCUGGGCGUAUGGCGGCUGCAACCCUGAUCGACCUAGCCUCAACCUUGCCCUGGCGGCGACUUGAGGUCGACGGCCAGUCACCAGUGCUCCCUAUGACAAGCUCGACGGCCGCUGCGCGCCCUCCAUGGAUCUAGCAACUAGCGAACCGGGCAGUCGGCGACCUCCUCACCUCCCUGCGGCCCUGCGCCUUGCUUCCUGCCUCCCUCCACGGUUCGUCGCGGGCCUGUGUUUUCCGCCCCUCGCCGGUGGCUCGGCUCCUCCACGGCAGUCGGCGGCGUCACCAACUCCGGCUUCCACAGGUCAGCCACGCUGACACUGGAACAGGAUGUGCGCUGAAGUUUCCACACAGAUGUCAGGCACCACAUUCUUGAUGAUGAGAUUCGCACGACAUUGUAAGCACCCGCGGAGGGCCAGCCAACCAAAGAAUUGCACCCAUAUGGCGGCGCCCUGCUUCUCUAGAUGAAACAAACCAGCUCCUUCAUCCACGGUCGUCCCCCCACUGCGCAGCACUUGAUAGAACAUGCUCGACCGAAGUUUGUUGUCUCUAGCUGCAGCGAAACAUCCCAGGACGAUCUAGUUAUUGUCCCAUUGCAUAUUAUUCUCGAUUGGAUGAUCUUGUGUCGUAGGCCAUUUAAUGAAGUUUGCAGGAGCAACAUUCUCUU